AUGUCAGACACCGAAGAGCGAGAGGAGGCCUUGGGGGGGCAGGAGGGUCCUGUGGGAGCAGGUAGUGAUGAGUCUGUGGGGGCCCCAGGACCGGUAGUUGAAGGCCUUGAUGAGGGCCUGGCAGCGGCAGGGCUAGAACAGGGCGACCGUGAGAGUAGCAGCGGAGAGGAGUCCGAAAUCGGGACUGAGGAGGAGGAUGAGGAGGAAGAGGAAGAAGAGGAGGAGGCGGCAGAAUUGGGCGAGCCGGCCACAGGGGUGGACCAGCACCAUUUCCAGAUGGUUAACUUCCACUUCAUGUACCUGGACUUGGUCCCCUCACUGCUGCGCCCCCUCUACCAGAACGGCCAUGUCCUCAUGCGUGCUCGAGGUCACGUCUCCCGGCACCUGCGCCAGGGCACGCCCAGCGAAUCCCAUUCGAUGCCUGAGCUGUCUGCUAGUCUCCCCCAGGGCCUCCACUUGCCUUUGGCUGUCCAGAGGCCUGCGCUAAGCUUUGCCCUUGACCUCAACCUUGACCUGCCUGUGGCCAGCCUGCCACCCCAGCUGCAUGAGCUGCCUGAGCUGCCCCAGGUCCUCCCCACCAUCCAGGCCAUCGAGGCUGCCCGGCCCACCGUCCUGGCCAUCGAGGCUGCAAUGCCUGCAGAUCUGACCGAGGCCCUGGAGCCCAGCAAGCCCAUAGACCAGGCCGAUGCUGUGGAGUCCCGGGAGCCCACAGCCCAGGCCACAGCCUCUCAGGAAAUGACUCAGUAUCUUCAUGAAAACGCUGAUGAAGAGGGCCAGAAAUCAGGAGGGGAGGAAGAGAAAGAAGCUAAAGGAGAAAAGGACAAGGAAAAUAAAGAACAAGAACCCGAG
Messenger RNA from Echinops telfairi (small Madagascar hedgehog), 849 nucleotides. RefSeq names its product cancer/testis antigen 47B-like. The annotation marks the transcript as partial. The record is from RefSeq and is a predicted model, not a curated record. The transcript has 2 exons. NCBI's taxonomy places the organism in Eukaryota, Metazoa, Chordata, Mammalia, Afrosoricida, Tenrecidae.